GUAAUACUAUUACUGAUGAUGAUGAGGAUGAUGAUGGACCUCCGUUCCUCCAGCUGCUGUGUCCUGCAGAGGCCUUGAUUGGGUUAAAAGUCGACAAGCAUCAUCAUGAACAUCCUAUCAGUGGGCUAGUGCGCAGUCCCACACCCAGACCACCGCCUGCGUUUACGGAGACAGGGUGCAUGUAUGUGUCAUUCCGGCAGACCGCUUCUCAGUGAGAAACGACCUUCUUUCGCCGCGACGUGUUCCUCUCUUUCUGAGUGUUUUGUUAAACUAGUGGUGGAUACUGUAAACGUAAUCCGUUUUCGGUUAAUACAUUCAAUUUAGGCGAGCACGAACGAAACGCAAGCAUCCAGAGCUUUUGAACACUUCGAUAAGACCCCUGUUUGUGUCAGACUACAGACUGGCCUAGAUGUCUCACCUGGAUUUCAGCGCUCAGUAUUGGAGCCCACACAGCCAUCUAAAUUCCUGUGGCCGUGGAGCAAUGUUGAAGGAAGAUGUGUACAGAGGAGUGGCAAACCCUGCGCCAGGCCAGAAGGAGGAGGACGAUGGCCCUGAGUGACGCCAAUGGUGACCUCCUGCUCCUCAGCAAUGGCAGCCUGUCACCCAGCGUCACAGAGGCCAGUGCGAGCCUCAGCAGCACGGAAAGAAGGGACGUCAGCGUUGUAUCCACACCCAGAACACAGCGGAGGCAGAGGCACCAACCAAGGCCAACACCACCGCACAAGGAGCUGCAGCAGAGAUCCAGAGUGAGUCAGAAUGGAAGCAUCAUCAAGCAGAACGGUUCCCUAAGGGCCCCUUCCUCUUCCUCCACCUCAUCACACCUCACAGACUCUCAAAGGUUGUCCAAGCUCCUGCCCUCCACAACCUCCUUCCCCUCUACUCCUCCGCUGUCUCCACCUCCCCCGUGCUGCCACCGCUGCCCAUUCCAUCCCCCCCUGUGCUGCCACGGCAACCAGCAGGAGUGCCACAUCUUCCAGACCCAUGCCCCUGCCCUGCCCCUUCACCCGGGCUCCUGCUGCCUGCAGGCCUCUCCUCCAUCCCUUUGUUUACACCACCGCUGGCAGGAGCACCUCCAGAACCAGCCCACUGUGGCUGGCCUCAGCCCUCCAAGGCCUUUUCGGUUCCCAAAAAGCUAUGCAGAGCUGAUUGCUGAUUGGCCAGUGGUGGUGCUGGGGGUGUGUACAGUCCUCAUCGUGGUGUGUGCCCUGGUGGGUAUUCUGGUGCCAGACCUGCCAGACUUCUCAGACCCCUUACUGGGAUUUGAGCCACGAGGCACGGCCAUAGGCCAGCGAUUAGUCACAUGGAAUAACAUGGUGAAAAACACAGGGUACAAAGCAACCCUAGCUAACUACCCAUUCAAGUAUGCCGACGAGCAGGCGAAAAGUCACCAAGAGGACAGGUGGGCUGAAGAUCACUUUGACAGAGAUAAAAGACAAGCUGACUGGGACUUCAGUAAAGACAGUUUCUUCUGUGAUGUCCCAGGUGACAGAUACUCCAGAUUAGUAUUCACAUCUGCAGAGGGGAAGAACCUUUGGAAUAUACAAGCAAUUAAAUCCAUGUGCAAUUUGGACAAUACACGGGUGCGCUCCCAUCCCCAGUACUGGAGCCUGUGCCAGCGCACCACCGACGCCUCCUGCUGCCCCAGCUGGACCCUGGGUAACUACGUAGCCAUCCUCACCAACAAGUCCUCCUGCCAGAAGAUCACAGAGCGCGACGUGUCACACACCCUCAAGAUCCUGCGCUCCUGCGCUAAAUACUACCACAACGGAACACUGGGCCCCGACUGCUGGGACAUGACCACGCGCAGGAAGGACCAGUCCAAGUGCACCAUCGUCCCCCGCAAGUGCACCAAGUACAACGCCGUUUACCAGAUCUUCCACUUCCUGGUGGACAAAGACUUCAUGAGCCCAAAGAACACCGACUACCUUAUCCCUGUCCUGAAACAUGGCAUGCUGUUCUCCCCCACAGAGAAAGGGGAGACCAUGAUGAACAUUUACCUGGACAACUUUGAGAACUGGAACUGCUCGGACGGCAUCACCACCAUCACGGGGAUUGAGUUCGGUAUCAAACACAAUCUGUUCCAGGACUACCUACUGACGGAUACCGUGUAUCCGGCCAUAGCCAUAGUGAUUGUGCUGUUUGUCAUGUGUGUGUACACCCGAUCUGUGUUCAUCACCCUGAUGACCAUGAUCGCCAUCAUCAGCUCCCUGAUCGUGUCCUACUUCCUGUACCGCAUGGUGUUCGACUUUGAAUUCUUCCCCUUCAUGAACCUCACAGCCCUCAUCAUCCUGGUGGGCAUCGGGGCGGAUGACGCCUUUGUCCUCUGUGACGUGUGGAACUACACCAAGUUCGACAAGCCCAACGCUGAGCUGUCGGAGACAGUGAGCAUCACUCUGCAGCACGCCGCCCUCUCCAUGUUCGUCACCAGCUUUACCACGGCUGCCGCCUUCUACGCCAACUAUGUUAGCAACAUCACCGCAAUCCGUUGUUUUGGCGUUUACGCCGGCACGGCCAUCUUGGUUAACUACAUACUGAUGGUGACCUGGCUGCCGGCCGUGGUGGUGCUCCAUGAGCGUUACCUGCCCAACAUCUUCACCUGCUUUCAACCUCCCCCACAGCAGAGUGGGUUCUGCACUCUCUGGGCCAACCUGUGCCAGAAGGCCAGCAAGUGCCUGUUCACCAUCUCCGAGGCCUCCCGAAUCUUCUUUGAGAAGGUGCUGCCCUGCAUCGUGAUCAAGUUGCGCUACCUCUGGCUCUUCUGGUUCCUGGCCUUCACAGUGGGAGGGGCGUACGUGGUGUGUGUCAACCCCAAGAUGAAGCUGCCCUCCCUGGAGCUCUCAGAGUUCAAGGUGUUCCGCUCCUCUCACCCCUUUGAGCGCUACGACGCAGAGUACAAGAAACUGUUCAUGUUUGAGAGAGUCCACCAUGGGGAGGACCUGCACAUGCCCAUCACCAUCAUCUGGGGGGUCACCCCCGUGGACAAUGGGGACCCCCUCAACCCUAAGAACAAAGGCAAACUUAUGCUGGACAACACCUUCAACAUCGCCAGCCCAGCCUCCCAGCUGUGGAUCCUCAACUUCUGCCAGAGGCUAAGGAACCAGAGCUUUGUGUUCCAGUCGGAGGAGCAGGACUUCACCAGCUGCUUCAUUGAGACCUUUAAACAGUGGAUGGAGAACCGGGACUGUGAAGAGGCCUCGGUCUACCCUUGCUGCAGCCAGUCAACAUUCCCCUACAAGCAGGAAAUCUUUGAGCUGUGCAUCAAGAGGGCCAUCAUGGAGCUGGACCGCAGCACCAGCUUCCACCUGGACAGUAAGACCCCCGGGCCUCGCUUCGACAUCAACGACACCAUCCGGGCCAUCGUCCUGGAGUUCCAGAGCACCUACCUGUUCACACUGGCCUACGAGAAGAUGCACCAGUUCUACCAUGAGGUGGACACCUGGAUCCAGGAGGAGCUGAAGAGCGCCCCGGCCGGACUGAAUUACGGCUGGUUCGUCAGCAACCUGGAGUUCUACGACCUGCAGGACAGCCUAUCGGAUGGCACUCUUAUCGCCAUGGCAUUGUCCGUGGUUGUGGCCUUCGUGGUCAUGCUCCUCACCACCUGGAACAUCAUCAUUAGCCUCUACGCCAUCCUCUCCAUCGCGGGCACCAUCUUCGUCACGGUGGGCUCGCUGGUUCUAUUGGGCUGGGAACUCAACGUGCUGGAGUCAGUCACCAUCUCAGUGGCGGUGGGUCUGUCGGUGGACUUUGCGGUGCACUAUGGAGUCGCUUAUCGCCUCGCCCCUGACCCCGACCGUGAGGGGAAAGUCGUCUUCUCCCUCGGCCGGAUGGGUUCCGCUAUUGCCAUGGCGGCGCUCACCACGUUUGUCGCCGGGGCGAUGAUGAUGCCAUCCACGGUGCUGGCCUACACCCAGCUGGGCACCUUCAUGAUGCUUAUCAUGUGCAUCAGUUGGGCCUUCGCCACCUUCUUCUUCCAGUGCAUGUGCCGUUGCCUGGGCCCCCAGGGCACCUGUGGACAGAUCCCCCUGCCCAAGAGGUUUCAGUGUCAGGCUUUCAAAGAGGGCACCACCAACGUCCCCUCGCCCCAGGGCAAGCAUGGCACCAAGUACCAACUGGACAGUCGAGGAGGAGAGGUGGAGCAUGAGCAUUACGAGCUGGAACCAUUAGCUUCAAACCCUAGGAAUGAGGAUAAACCUGCAGAGGAACAGGAGACGUGCACCCAGCUCUAUAAUGGAAUAGCCCCCCACUCUGCCCCCUGCACACACAUCCCCUUUAAGAGCAAGGCAGAGCCCGGCAGAGGGCCCUGCUCUGAAAAGGGACUGGGCACACUGGCUAAUAAACCCAGAUCCAAAUGCCAGUACACUCAUAACCCAACCUGCGCAUGUGGGGACCCCCCUCCUCCUCAGCAGUCUAUGGGUAUGCAGUGGACUCCCCACCCAUGCACUCAAACAACCCAGGACUCCCCAUGCCCCACUCCUCAGUUCCCCCUCACAGGCAGCCAUGCCAACAAAGGCCAGAACUUCCUAUCCACUCUGGACGCCGUCUACAAACCCAUAGAUUGCCGUAUGAACUAUGUACACUGUCCCCCAUCCCACUUCCACCACUGCACCCCGGGCAGGAUGCCCAGACAGGGCCCUCACAGCUGCCACCUCAGAAGCUACUGUGUUCACACUGUCCCCGUCCUGGGUGGCCUCCCCAGGGACCAGAGCUCUGCCCCAGACCCAUCUGGGCUGGAGGAUUCACACCGGACUGGAGGGUCCUCUGGCCCUGGUGACAGUCCUAACACCCCAGCUCAGACUCAAGGUCCUCCUGCCUCUCCUCUGGGCUGCACGUUAGCCCACACACACCAAGGCUGCUGCAGGGCCAACCAUGGAACGGUAAACGCUCCAAGCGUGGAUAAUCAUGUGUCCACCACAACGCAAAAAGGCGCUUGUCAUAAGAUGCCCAGCAACCAGGAGAAGCUCGAAACUAGUAGUACUCCCAUCACACAGGAAGCAAGUGUUGAAAAGUGCAAACAGAAGCCCAAAAAGGAGAGGGCAUCCUCAGCCUCUCCUAAGAAACUCUACUGUUUUAACAGAACUUUGAAAGUAAAGUGCAAUUCUGUCGAGUUUAAUGUGCCAAAAGCUGAAGCCAAUGUGCCUGCUCUUGCAAUAAAUUCAAAACCCUUAUCUGAAAGUUUAUGUUGACAGCAAAUAAACUUAUAAGAUCAUUCUGAAAGACUAUAUCUAAAGAGUAAACGUUUGUCAUAUCAAGCAAUAAUGUGCAGUGUCCCUGUGCAAUUAAAGUGCUUGGUAUAUUUCAUAGACCAAGUGCCUCAUGUCUUUCAUCUAAAAGUAUGGUCCUAUAUGUUCUGUGAUUACUGUAUCUACUGUGCAGAUAAAAUUGGUUUGAUCAGUCAUAUGUACUGUUUUUGAGUACACAGUAAAUAUGUGGUGUGUUUAUGGAGCUCUAACAUGUCUAAGGACAGGUGAACCAUUAUACUUUAUUCUCUAGGAACCACAGGCCUUCUUAGUUAGACGUCUGUUUCACGUUGCCAGAUGCCUCUCGGUCCAAUAUGAAAGAUGCACUGUAUGAUUAUAAAGUCAUUUGAACCCAAUUGUCUGUUUUUUUCCCACAGCUCUAUAGUAUGAAAUGAAAGUAUCUCAAGGUUUUGUUCAAAGGGCAUGGUUUGGAAUAACAAAUGGCACACCUGUUUCAUUGUCUCACUCCCGCUGGCGCCUUGUGAAGAUUUGCUCUGUCUGGCCUGAGGCCACAGUGCUGUGCUGGGCUCUCAUACAUCACACAGACGUUUAAUUUCUAAUCUCCACUCCUCAAGAGCCUGCAUCAUAUUCCAAGCUGGUCAUACACUGUAAGUCUAUGAGAAAUGCUGACCUCCUACAGCAGGGAUCCUCAACUAGAUAAAAAAUUAAAUAUUGAGCGGAUGGUCAGGGGACCGGAACAUAAUUACAAAUUAUUUGUAGACUGCAGAUUGACCGCAAGGAGCCCAAACAGAUAUAUAUUUGACUAAAACACAAUCAUUUGAAACCUUGCUUACAUUUGCAUAUAAUCACAUCUCUCCAUUAUGCGUUGGAAUACUUGGCAACAGAUUUCCAAAAAUAAAAUCACUUGGAGCUGAUUUUCUGGUGUGGGCGGGGGGAUAAAACCAUCCGCAUGCCAAAUUCCCAGUUAGGGAACCCUGUUAUAGACCAUCCGCACCCCUCAUCCACAGAGUCAUUUUCUAACAGUGGCCAAGGACGUAUGUGAAAAGGGCAUGAAUUUCAAAGAUAAACUCUGAAACCCAACAAUGGUAUAACACAUAUGGGUCCCAUCAUUUGAUCUUGUAACAUAUCAAUGACAUGCUAUUUUAUUACCUUUCUCAGAAUCUUUGGCUGCCCUUUGUUAACUCCGUCCAAUAAAAAGUAAAGUAUC
This is a messenger RNA of Oncorhynchus keta (chum salmon), 6405 nucleotides long. Its product is annotated as protein dispatched homolog 1-like. The transcript is spliced from 9 exons. Gene Ontology annotation, cellular component: membrane. Lineage: Eukaryota; Metazoa; Chordata; Actinopteri; Salmoniformes; Salmonidae. The record is from RefSeq and is a predicted model, not a curated record. Bases 495 to 5183 code for a protein of 1562 amino acids.